Molecule: messenger RNA, 2048 nt
Organism: Meleagris gallopavo (turkey)
Lineage: Eukaryota; Metazoa; Chordata; Aves; Galliformes; Phasianidae
Product: coagulation factor XIII B chain-like
Biological process (GO): blood coagulation
Source: RefSeq, a predicted model, not a curated record
GGGAGUUUUUGCAGAUGAUGGAAACUAUUGAUGGGGACGGUAAUGAAGAUGAGAUUUAAAAGCUGCCUUCUCUUCCUAGUUAUGAUGAAUUCAGGCAAACUCUUUGCGGAAGAUAAACUUUGUGAUUUGCCGCAUGUAGAAAAUGGAAGGAUUGCCCCGUAUUAUUACAGCUUCAAAGGUCACUAUUUCCCUAUGCGUAAAGGAAAAAGCCUUUCCUAUUCUUGUGUGGCUGGUUAUACAACUGAAACCGGGACUCAAGACGGAAGAAUAACUUGUACAGCAAAGGGAUGGUCUCCAGUGCCACAAUGCUACAAAAAAUGUAAUAAGCCUCUUCUGGAACAUGGCAUUUUUUACGGCACAGAGACGUACUUCAAAAUACAUGAGAAAUUACAAUACAAAUGUAAUCAAGGCUACCACGCCCCCAGCGGUGGUACUGAAGAUACAGUACAAUGUCAGUCAGAUGGAUGGUCUUCCCAGGCAAGCUGUACUAAGAAAGUUGAGUCAUGCCAAGUACCUGAGUUACAUCAUGGCAACUACUUCACAACCCAGCGAGAGCUCCGAGUGAAUGAAGCGCUGCUGUAUAAAUGCGAUGAGGGAUACCAGACCGCGGGAGGAAACACUACAGAAGAAGCAGUUUGCCUCGCUCAUGGAUGGUCCCUUACUCCAAACUGCACGAAAAAAACCUGCCCCUCCUUGGGUGUAAUAGAACAUGGAGGUUUCUAUCCUGUGAAGAAAAUCUAUGAAGAAGGAGAUGUUGUUCACUUUUUCUGUGAGGAAAAUUAUUCUUUUAGUGAAUUUGACCUGAUUCAAUGCUAUUACUUUGGAUGGUAUCCAGAUCCUCCAGUGUGUGAAGACGUAAGAAAUAAAUGUCCUCCGCCACCACUGCCUCCUCACGCCCAUAUCAUCGCAGUCAGGAGAACAUAUCACAAUGGCGACAGAGUUCGUAUACAGUGUCAGAGUGAAUAUGAAAUAAGAGGAUCUGGGGAAAUCCAGUGUGAAAAAGGAAAAUGGACGUCACCUCCUAUCUGUAUGGGGGAAUCUGAGACACCAGCAUUUGAGGCAGAUGCGUCGAUAAGGGCAAGCAAAACGUAUCGCAGUGAAGAAAUGAAAAUACAGCAAAACUGUACCUCUCCACCAGUGAUUAAAAAUGGUGUUCUCCUUGGUCCUUUAUUACCGAGUUACAAAAAUGGUAGCUCAGUAGAAUACAGUUGCCAGCGUUACCAUUUUUUGGAUGGACCCAGUACUGUUUACUGUGAACAAGGAAACUGGACAGAACGGCCUACUUGCUUGGAUCCGUGCAUUCUUAAUGUAACUGAUAUGAACAAUAACAAUAUAGAAUUGAAAUGGAGACAGGAAGAAUUCGUCUUCCUACACGGUGAUCUCAUUGAGUUUGAAUGUAAGCGAGGAUACAAAUUUCCCCAUGCUACCAUGCCAUCCCCUGGGAGAACUCAGUGUGACCGUGGAAAGCUGAAAUACCCCAAAUGUUUUUUGCAAGUUCCCACAGAAAAAUGUGACUCUCCACCGUCUAUUGCAAAUGGAGCUCUUACUUUCCCACCUCUGACCCAGUAUGACAAUGGCUCUUCAGUUCAGUAUAGUUGCUCUGAUUAUCACUUCUUGCAAGGAUCUGAAAGAAUUUACUGUUCCGAAGGCCGGUGGACUUCACCACCACUUUGUAUAGAGCCGUGCACUUUGUCAAAGAAUGAAAUGGAAAAAAAUAAUGUGCUGCUGGAAAGUUUUUAUGAGAACCAAGUUUACUUUUACCAUGGAGAUUACAUUGGAUUUUAUUGCAAACAGAACCAUGUUGGAGCAGAAUCUGGUGUGACUUUAUUUCAAGUGCAGUGCAAGAGAGGACAGCUAGUGUAUCCAAGAUGUGUUGAAAGGAGAGAAUAGUGCAGACAGCUAAAUGGAACCUAUCCACAGUAUGGAGCACCCAGGACACUUCACUGCCUUAUAUGACCCAUGGUCCUCUAACACAGAAACUGAGUGAGAGGACCGCUGUCCGCUGUCAAAUCUGUAUAUUAAAUGGCAUUAAAGCUCAAUUUCUUCUC